Messenger RNA from Propithecus coquereli (Coquerel's sifaka), 553 nucleotides. RefSeq names its product resistin like beta (gene RETNLB). Gene Ontology annotation, molecular function: hormone activity. Gene Ontology annotation, cellular component: extracellular region. The transcript is spliced from 3 exons. NCBI's taxonomy places the organism in Eukaryota, Metazoa, Chordata, Mammalia, Primates, Indriidae. The record is from RefSeq and is a predicted model, not a curated record. The coding region runs from base 87 to 422 and encodes 111 amino acids.
CUUUCCUCCACAGCCACGCGGGAGCUCAGGGAUCUCAGCUUCUCUCCACCUUUCCUCCCAGCUCCAGGACACUGACUCUCUACGGGAUGAAGCCUAACGCUUGCCUUCUUCUCAUCCUCAUCCCCCUUCUCCAGCUGGUUAUCCCAGGGAGCACUCAGUGUUCCUUAGACACCAUUGUGGACAAAAAGAUAAAGGACGUUCUCAACAGUCUAGAGUAUAAUCCCUCUGCCACGGCACAGAAGCUCGUGUGCACCAGUGUCACAAACUCAGGCAAACUGUCCUCCUGCCCUGCAGGGAUGUCUGUCACCGGCUGUGCUUGUGGCUACGCCUGUGGUUCAUGGGAUGUGCAGCAGGAAAAGACGUGCCACUGCCAGUGCAGUGUGGUGGACUGGACCACUGCCCGCUGCUGCCGGCUGGCCUGAGAGGGAGGAGGCUGAGAACCUAAUUUCGUGAUCGUGACAGUAAUGAAACAUGAUCCCAACCAGGAAACCUGACUCAAUAUAUCCCCUUCAUUUGUUUCAACCCUGCUUCUUGAGUAAUAAAGACAAACAUU